Messenger RNA from Anthonomus grandis grandis, 2302 nucleotides. RefSeq names its product CLIP domain-containing serine protease HP8-like. The transcript has 10 exons. Gene Ontology annotation, molecular function: serine-type endopeptidase activity. The record is from RefSeq and is a predicted model, not a curated record. Gene Ontology annotation, biological process: proteolysis. Bases 100 to 2085 code for a protein of 661 amino acids. NCBI's taxonomy places the organism in Eukaryota, Metazoa, Arthropoda, Insecta, Coleoptera, Curculionidae.
CAGUAAACGCUCCAACGACGCGAUACGUUUCAGUUUAUCAGAGUCAAAUACCGAAGAGUUUUGUGACCAGUUUGUUUAUUUAUAAAUAAAUUAUUAAAAAUGUGUGCUACGACGAACGUUGCUUGUUUAGCCAUAAGUGUUCUUUGGGUUUCGUCUUUUGGUUUCGCUUUAAGAACAAGCAACUACCCAUCCUGCCGCAGCAACGACCAAUGCAUUCGUUUGACCGAGUGCAAACCUUACAUGAACCUCAUAAAGAGCCUGAGGCGCCCUCUCUCGCCCGCCUCCGUACAAUACUUAAGGCGCCAAGAAUGCGGAUUUGACGGUCAUUUUCCGUUGGUGUGCUGUUUCAAUCCUUCUGCCAAUGCCAAUGCCAAAGUCUUCUUCGGCACUGAGGACCCCGUUAAAGAUUUUCCCCAGACCUCAGAGGUACCUGACCAGCCAGAUUUGACCCCCAGUGACUUGAGCGAGUACCGACUAACCAAAGGGAAAUUGCUAGUUGCUCCAGAGAGUACUACCACCACCACGACCACUGAAAAGUCUACCUCAACGAAAUUGUUUAGACGACGUGCCAAUAAAUUAUUGUGGAACGAUGCAGAGAAGAUUGACGAUGCUGUAGACGUCGUCGAACACAGAAAGAACAAAAUGGAGGCGUUCAAUCAGGCUUUCGGGUCGAUGGAUUAUUUUUUCGUGAGGAGGAUGAUGGACCGGACCGGCGAGAUUAAUAACAAGCCUAAUACCACAAACUCUCAGGUGGCUCCCGUUAGUCUAAGAUUAACAAGUGCCGCGAGUUAUUCGUGUUCUUUUUUUUUAAAUUUUGUUUUCGGUAAAUUGCAGAAAUAUUUUGUUACGGUAAACAUGGUAUCGGUUUGGUGUUUGUGUGUCGCGGUUCUGUCGCUUUGUGUCCAUGGACAAGCCGGAUUUUUAUCUUUUGUGCCUCGAUAUUUAGUCACAAAUUUCGAGAACAAACAAUGCUCACCAACAGAGACGUGCAUAAAGAUCACCGAUUGUCGAUUCUUCACAGAUCUCCUGGACAAAACACCCAUACCGAGACCCAAAUGGGUGGUGACGAUGAUCCGUAAACAUCAGUGCGGAUUUGAGGAUAACAUCCCGAAAGUUUGCUGCAAUCGGGAGUAUUUACAGCAUUCGACCACCACGACGACCACCCCCCAACCAAUCACCACCACCCAUAAUCCUCCAAAACGAAUGGUUCAAACCGAACCUGAUCUAUUAUUCAACAGUUUCCCUGGAGACUUUUAUAGUCAUCCCAACAUUGAUUUGUUGCUCGGCCAUAGGUGUGGACCCAUUCCUCAACAAAGGUUGAUCAACAGGAUUACUUCCGGUAAGAAGACUUACCUGGAAGAAUUCCCUUGGAUGGCUUUGAUCGCAUAUAAUACCCCAGACGUGGGCAUCGAGUUUAGGUGUGGUGGUACCCUGAUCAGCGAGUACUACGUUUUGACGGCCGCCCAUUGCAUCCUCAACUCGACAAUUCUAGGAGUGCGACUAGGCGAGUACAACUUGACCAGCACUCAACACGACUGCGUGGGUACCUACUGCGCACCCCCCGUCCAAGACUUUUACAUACAAGAGUCUGUUAUCCAUCCUGAAUACAACGCGAAGACCUUCGACAACGAUAUUGGCCUGUUGAGGUUAAGUAACAAGGCCAAUUUUUCAUAUUCUAAUGUACAACCGGUUUGUCUGCCAUUGUCCGACGUAAACGAUGACUUAACCGGAAAGUUCGCCGUUGUGUCCGGCUGGGGAGUUACCGAACACGGUCACAAAAGUUCCGUGCUACUAAAAGCUUCCGUUCCGGUACUGCCGCUGACUAUGUGUAAAAGAGUCUACAGCCGAUUCGCCAACAUAACCUCAAAACAGAUCUGCGCAGGCGGUUACAAGGGGCAAGACUCGUGUGCGGGGGACAGCGGAGGCCCUCUGAUAUACACCGGGUUGGUAGAUGGGGAACCACGUUAUAUACAGUACGGAGUGGUUAGUUAUGGCCCUAGGGAAUGCGGUACAGACGGACAACCGGGCAUAUAUACCAGAGUCAGUAGUUAUUUAGGUUGGAUUUUGGAUAAUGUUAGGGGCUGAAGCGAAGGGGCGGUAUAUAGUCUUGCGAAGCUAAGGCGAACUUUUCGGUUUAAAAAAUUGUACUAUAUUGGAUAGCUAUAUUAUCGCAAUUAAAAUAAUUGGGGGAUUUCGAUUGUACGUAAGUGUACUUAGGUAUGGAUACCACGCGAACGGCCCAGUAAAAAUUCAAAAAAUAUUUAAUUUAUUAAUAUUUUGUAAAUAAACGGAUUUUAUUGUA